Ruditapes philippinarum (Manila clam) is the source of this 1201-nucleotide messenger RNA. RefSeq lists its product as uncharacterized. Bases 102 to 680 code for a protein of 192 amino acids. The transcript has 5 exons. NCBI's taxonomy places the organism in Eukaryota, Metazoa, Mollusca, Bivalvia, Venerida, Veneridae. Gene Ontology annotation, molecular function: G-protein alpha-subunit binding. Gene Ontology annotation, biological process: regulation of signal transduction. The record is from RefSeq and is a predicted model, not a curated record.
UUAUUUCAUAUACAUGUACAAAUGUACAUAUAUUUCUAUUUCAGGAAUGUAGUCAUCAGUUCUCGGAUGAAGAAUUAUUACGGAGAAAGGUUCAAUCCCUGAUGGAUUGUUUCCUUGAGUCUUUCACAACACCUACACUACAGAUUGAUAUUAAUGGAGAGUUACAACAGAAGACGGUACGAUCUGCACAGAGGUACCUCUCUGGGAAAGAAGUAUUCUCUAACAUAUUUGAUGAGGCUCAGCUGAGUGUAUUUAAGGAGUUGCUGCCGUACUGGGCUGGUUUCAGGAAAACAUACUCCCCUCCUGAUGAUCCCAAUAAAAAACCUGUCACCAAAUAUCAGAAGAUGUUAAAGAAGCGUAUGGAAUCUAUAGAUAACUAUGUCAUCCCACCAAACGAGUUUCAACUGCCAUCCAUACCAGAGGGCGCCAUAGCGGCCUUCACUUUCUCAUUGUCAGACGGUGUGAAAUUGAGGUAUCUAGAGAGAGAUGGUUUAAGUGAUGAUGGAUACCAGGAGCUGACACAAGGAGAGGAAAAUAAUUUAGCAUAUGUGAUGGACUCGAGUACCCGAGGCAGUAAAACAGACAUACUGAGUAAAAACCGUGCCAGCAUUAGUUCAGUGAACAACCCAAGUAGCACCUCGUCAAAGAAAGAGAACAGCUCAUUAUCAGCCAAAUCGUGAUACCAGACAAAUUUAUUUAUGCCUAAUGUUUUAUGUUGUCUUACAACAAUGAAAACUGUCAUCUACAAAUCUGAAAACUGUCAUCUACAAAUCUGAAAAUUGUUGUCUGCAAAUCUGAGAACUGUUGUCUGCAAAUCUGAGAACUGUCAUCUACAAAUCUGAAAACUGUUGUCUGCAAAUCUGAGAACUGUUGUCUGCAAAUCUAAAAAAACUGUUGUCUGCAAAUCUGAAAACUGUUGUCUUUAAAUCUAAAAACUGUCGUCUGCAAAUGUCAACUACAUUAUGAAAGACUGUCUUGCUUCCAUCUGCAGCAAUAUAAGACAUGAUACAAUAAAGAAAUUCUGAUUCUCUGUAUAAUUUAUCGACAUCUGCUGGAAAUGAAAAUUUUAGUCUGUCACUACAGAAGACAGGGAUAUACUAAAAUGCUUGCUUCUGAAAUGCUGUUUUAAUACUAAGUCUGUAUAACUGUCAUAUGCUGCAACCGAAAACAGUUGUAUAAUACAUUGGUACAUGUACUGAAC